Messenger RNA from Acanthaster planci (crown-of-thorns starfish), 1772 nucleotides. RefSeq names its product tolloid-like protein 2. Gene Ontology annotation, molecular function: protein binding. The record is from RefSeq and is a predicted model, not a curated record. NCBI's taxonomy places the organism in Eukaryota, Metazoa, Echinodermata, Asteroidea, Valvatida, Acanthasteridae.
UGUUCCGUACAGGACGUAUGCCGAAAACAAAGAUAAUGUGCAGGUCGGAAUAGAAAUGUAGGCCUAUAUAAACAUUGUCAGGAGUUCUUUAUCUCACAUUUUCAGCGCCUAUUCGGCUCAUUCCAAUUAAAAAGACAGUAAAGCAUUGUGCAUAGCAUUGAGCAAUCAUGGACAGCUUUGAGUACCGUCUUGGAAUCGUGUGGUAUUUUCUGCUAUUCGUGUUGGGUCUGCAAAUAAGAACGACAACAUCAGAAGAGUACAUGGAUGACUUGUGCGGACAGACUAUUCAAGCUGGGAGCACAGGUGGCGUUCUUCAUUCUCAGUCCGAGCUUACAUACCGAGAUUACGUAGACUGCACCCUCACCAUCGUGGCCGACCCUGGCCGUAAAAUUCUCCUGACUUUUUUGAUGCUGGACACCGAGGGGACACUAUUCGACUGUAAUCGAGACCUCGAUUAUCUGGAGAUCGUCGACGGCCCUUCGACCGUCCAGAAUGGGCCGGAGCUUGCGGUGCUCUGUGGUCGUUUCACGGGCAACGUAACGUCCAAGACCAAUGCGGUUACUCUGACAUUUAAGACGGAUUCUAGCGCUACAUUUCGCGGGUUCACCGCCGCUUUUACAUCUUUCGGGAUGUACAACCAAGGGACUUGUGUUGAGGGCGAGUUUCGAUGCGACAACGACCGAUGCAUAGAUACCAACUUGGAGUGGAAUAACUAUGACAACUGUGGUGAUCACAGCGACGAAUUUAGUUUUUACCCUAGGGUAAUGACCAGGUAUUGCAGCCAGACCAUUUCGGUGGGACGUGAAGAACUCCUUCCUUCACAAGCCAGCUAUCUCUACCCAAAUGAGCUAGAUUGUACGACGACCCUAGAGACCGACAAUGGCAAGAGACUCCUGCUCCGUGUCUAUUUACUGGAAAUCGGGGACUGCAGUGCUGACUACGUGGACGUAUAUGAUGGACCAUCCGAAACGUCUCACAAGUUAGCUGUACUCUGUGGGUCUCGUCAAGUGGAUGAUAUUGUGUCUAGUGGGCGUGCCGUUACGCUUAGAUUCAAGACCGAUUCUUCAGUUGAGUAUCGGGGAUUCGUCAUCUCGUUUACGUCGUUCAGGGAGCAGGGCCCUUGUUCCUCUGAUGAAUUCAGAUGCGAUAACCAUCGAUGCAUCGAUGACAGUCUCGCAUUCAAUUUAUUCGACAAUUGCGGUGACAACAGUGAUGAGAAACGUUCCGUCUAUGACGAGGAAGAGGACGAUUAUUCAGUUGGCAGCGAUGGAAGUGUCGACGGCGGUGGCGGUGUCGACGGCGUGGGCAACUAUCUCACACUAAGUGUUGCAGGCAUUGUCGCCAUUGUCAUUGGUUGUCUUGUGGGCGUGGUUCUAAUCAUCUUCUGCUGCGUCUUCAUCUGCUACUUGGCCUGUCGGAGCAACCGACAGACGCACCACCGGACCACGGUCAUAGCGCCACCGGCCUACAAUCAACAGCCAGCAAUGGUCAUGCAAACCUUGGCUCUGCCAAAUCUCGAGCCCAAUGCACAACCGACAAUCCACCCUCCACUCUAUCCGGAACCCAGUCAGCAGUCAGCUUCACUUUGUGAAAUCAAAGCUUAAAAAUUUAAAGUCACCAUCAUAAAUAAGCACAAGAAUACUAAAGAAACAUCAGGAAACGACGCCGUUUUAUUUACUCUCACUUGUGUGUUGAAAGAUACAGGCAGUAAACCAACCGGGCAUAUUUGCUUCCGAGUUACCUUCCAUGUCUUCCGUUUAGCACUUUCCUUA